This is a messenger RNA of Chinchilla lanigera (long-tailed chinchilla), 2785 nucleotides long. RefSeq names its product leucine rich repeat neuronal 2 (gene Lrrn2). The record is from RefSeq and is a predicted model, not a curated record. The transcript is spliced from 2 exons. Lineage: Eukaryota; Metazoa; Chordata; Mammalia; Rodentia; Chinchillidae. Gene Ontology annotation, molecular function: protein binding. The coding region runs from base 554 to 2692 and encodes 712 amino acids.
UUGGGAGAGCGGUUGAGAAGCGAGUGAGGAGGGCGGGCGAGCCGCGGGAGGAGGGGCGCGCGGAGGUGCGCCGGGCCUGCUCCGCGCACUUGGCACCCGGCGGUGCGCACCACCAGCGCCCUGCCCUCGCCCGCCAGGCAGCCUCGGGCCGCGGCGCGGGAAGGGGCGGAACAUCGGCGAUCCCCACGUCGCCCUAGCAGGCUCGAGGGAUAAGUGCACGCCUGGGAGAGGCGCCCACUGAGCCUCCCCCGGCCUGGGCGCGCGGUGCGAGGUAGGCGAGCGGAGCGCGGUGGCAAGGACUGCGGACGGCGCCCACGGGGGCUGCCCGAGAUGGGCUGUGGCGAUGAGGGAGCAGGCCAGGCCCUGGUGCGUGAGGAUGAGAAGCCACACCCAGGAGGGCACCAAGUGAUGCUUACCCAGCCUCGCCUAGAAUGACUGCCCUGGGAGGGUGGUUCCCUGGGCCCUGGCAGGGCUGCUGAGCCUAACCCUGCAAAACUCCAAGAGCAGGACGCGAACUCUUCCUGUGGAUGCUCUCCUGCCCUGCAGCUCCACCAUGAGGCUCCUUGUGGCCCCACUCCUGCUAGCUUGGGUGGCUGGUGCCACUGCCGCUGUGCCCAUGGUGCCAUGGCGUGUGCCCUGCCCACAUCAGUGUGCCUGCCAGAUCCGGCCCUGGUAUACACCCCGCUCAUCCUACCGCGAGGCCACCACCGUGGACUGCAAUGACCUGUUCCUGACGGCGGUGCCCCCUGCGCUCCCUGCAGGGACACAGACCCUGCUGCUGCAGAGCAACAGCAUCGUCCGCGUGGACCAGAGUGAGCUUGCCUACCUGGCCAACCUCACAGAGCUGGACCUGUCCCAGAACAGCUUCUCAGACGCCCGGGACUGUGACUUCCGGGCCCUGCCGCAGCUGCUGAGCCUGCACCUGGAGGAGAACCAGCUGACCCGACUGGAGGACCACAGCUUCGCUGGGCUGGCUGGCCUGCAGGAGCUCUAUCUCAACCACAACCAGCUCUACCGCAUUGCUCCCCGGGCCUUCGCGGGCCUCAGCAACCUGCUGCGGCUGCACCUUAACUCCAACCUGCUGAGGGCCAUCGACAGCCGCUGGUUCGAGAUGCUGCCCAACUUGGAGAUCCUCAUGAUUGGCGGCAACAAGGUGGACGCCAUCCUGGACAUGAACUUCAGGCCCCUGGCCAACCUGCGCAGCCUGGUGCUGGCGGGUAUGAGCCUUCGGGAGAUCUCAGACUAUGCCUUGGAGGGGCUGCAAAGCCUGGAGAGCCUCUCCUUCUAUGACAACCAGCUAGCCCGGGUGCCCAGGCGGGCCCUGGAGCAGGUGCCGGGGCUCAAGUUUCUAGACCUAAACAAGAACCCACUGCAGCGGGUGGGACCAGGGGACUUUGCCAACAUGCUGCACCUCAAGGAGCUGGGGCUCAACAACAUGGAGGAGCUGGUCUCCAUUGACAAGUUCGCCCUGGUUAACCUCCCCGAGCUGACCAAGCUGGAUGUCACCAACAACCCGAGGCUGUCCUUCGUGCACCCCCGCGCCUUCCACCACCUGCCCCAGCUGGAGACCCUCAUGCUCAACAACAAUGCUCUCAGUGCCUUGCACCAGCAGACAGUGGAAUCCCUGCCCAACCUGCAGGAGGUGGGGCUCCACGGCAACCCCAUCCGCUGUGACUGCGUCAUCCGCUGGGCCAAUGCCACCGGCACCCGCCUCCGCUUCAUCGAGCCACAGUCCACCAUGUGCGCUGAGCCACCCGACCUCCAGCGCCACCUGGUCCGAGAGGUGUCCUUCCGGGAGAUGACGGACCGCUGCCUGCCCCUCAUCUCCCCCCGCAGCUUCCCCCCGAGCCUCCAGGUGGCCAGUGGAGGGACUGUGGCACUGCACUGCCGGGCGCUGGCUGAACCAGAGCCUGAGAUCUACUGGGUCACUCCAGCCGGGGUUCGACUGACGCCUGCCUACGUAGGCAGGAGAUACCGAGUGUAUCCCGAGGGGACCCUGGAGCUUCGAAGGGUGACUGUGGAAGAGGCAGGGCUGUACACCUGUGUGGCCCAGAACCUGGUGGGGGCUGACACCAAGACGGUCAGUGUGGUAGUUGGCAGGGCUCCCCUGCAGCCAGGCAGGGACAAGGGACGGGAACUAAAGCUCCGGGUACAGGAGACCCACCCCUAUCACAUCCUGCUGUCUUGGGUCCCGCCACCCAACACAUUCUCCACCAAACUUACCUGGUCCAGCACCUCUGCCCCCCGGGGCCAGGGGAACCCUGCUCUGGCUCGCCUGCCCCAGGGCACCCACAGCUACAACAUCACCCGCCUCCUGCCGGCCACAGAGUACUGGGCCUGCCUGCAAGUGGCCUUUGCCGAUGCCCACACUGAGUUGGCUUGUGUAUGGGCCAGGACUAAAGAGGCCACUCCUCGUCACAGAGCCCUAGGGGACCGGCCUGGGCUCAUAGCCAUCCUGGCUCUUGCUGUCCUCCUGCUGGCAGCUGGGCUUGCAGCCCACCUUGGCACAGGCCAGCCCGGGCAAGGGGUAGGUGGGCGGCCUCUCCUUCCAGCCUGGGCUUUCUGGGGCUGGGGCGCCCCCUCUGUCCGGGUGGUGUCUGUACCCCUUGUUCUGCCCUGGAAUCCAGGGAGGAAGCUGUCCAGAUCACCAGAAGGGGAGGCACUGUCACCACCAUUGUCUCGAAAUUCCUGAAGCUCAGCCAGUUCUCAGCAGUAGAGAAAUAACUAGGACUACUUUUUACCAAAAGGGAAGCAAUCUGGGCUUGAUGCCCUGCCAGGACAGUGG